CGUAGUCCACUGCCGUCAGACGCCAUAUUGUUGUGUAUCUCUCUUUUUGAGCAUUUCGUUCGGAAACGCUCGGUACAAUUCUAUAAUUUCUGUUUUGUUAUUAUGAAAUUAACAGUUUGUUUUGCGUCAUGUUUUAGUGUUGUGCGUACAAAAUGUGCGUUCGCCGUCUGAACAGACUCGUAUAAUGGCUUGUGACCGAUGGAGGGUAAUCGCUUCGAUCUUGAAAAACUAAAUGGAUAAUCCAAAAGCGAUUAAUAGUUGUUCAGAACCUAAAAUCAUUUAUGGCCACCGCUUCCCAACUGGGAGCUGGGACCAUUGAUUGUCACAAACAUAAUAAAUAUGAUGGGAAUGGCCAUCAGGUGACAUCUGGUGUAAAGUAUAUACCAAGUAAUUGUGAUAAUCUAAUUGGUGUAAAUGGCUCCACUAAUGAUGCUGAAAACACCAGCUACAACUCGGACCAUGAUGAUUCUGUGGAUAGUCAAAAUCAGCUUUCACGAAAGCGUAAAUAUUCAACAGAAUCAGCCAAAGAGUUUGAAGCUUUGGAAAUGUGUACUUCAGCCAAAAUUAAACGUACUUGUGAAAUGGUAUUUGAACAAUUGGAGACUGUACGUGCAAAGCUUGCUCAAUCCCAACGAGAAUUGGAAGAAAUACAGUCGGUGUCGAAAUUUAUUGAUUUUCUACCUGACAAAGUUGAGCAGGUAUUCAAUAAUCAACAUAGUUGGUCUUUGGAAAAUGUUAAAUGUGAUGACGAACCUUUAUUUAAUGGUGAUCCAUUUGCCGAACUUAAACUGUGGAUGGAUAAGCAAGCAUCCGAAUCACAGGAAACACCUGUUUCAGUUUCGGACACUAAAUCUAAUAAAUUAAUUUCUCUUAAUUCUCCUACUGAAGAACCUUCCAAUUCCUCUCAAACAUCUCGGCAGCCUAAUGAAAAUCAACCUGAUCAAGUAGUUGAGAGAGUGAAAUGGGAAGCCCAAAUCAUUCAGAAAAUAAAUCAGCUACAGCGUGAUGGUUUAUGGAGUGAAAAAAGACUGCCUAAAAUUUAUGAACCACCAAGAAAUAAAGCACACCAUGACUAUCUUUUGGAAGAAAUGCAGUGGCUUGCUACUGAUUUUGCCCAGGAACGAAAAUGGAAAAAAAAAGCUGCUAAACAAUGUGCAAAAAUGGUUAUGAAGCACUUUCAUGAAAAAAAGAUAGAAGCACAAAGAGCAGCAAAAGCAUCUGAGAUGCAUCAAAAGAGAAUAACUGGCUUCAUUGCCAAAAUGAUUAAAACAUUUUGGAGUAAUGUUGAGAAGCUGCUUGUAUUCAAGCAAUCAACUAAAUUAGAGGAACAAAGAAAAAUUGCUUUAGAUGAGCAUUUAAAUUUUAUCGUCGAUCAAACUGAAAAAAUGUCAACAUUAGUUGCUGAGAGUUUGAUGAAAUCUGCUAAUAAUUCAUCCGCGAUAGCGUUACAAAAUUCAUCCAUGGCUAAUUCUCUUGGUAAAUUAGAUCCUUGCCAUUCUUCUGAUGAAGAUGAUUCUAAAAAAACUAAAAAAGAAAAUGACAAUGAAGUUGAUCACAAAAAAGAAAUUGAUUUGUUAAAAAAAGAAUCUAUAUUGUCUAUUGACGAUGUUCUUGAUCAAUUACCUAAAGGAUAUCUAGAAACUAGGGCUAAUAAAUUAGAAGAAGAACACUUACCCAUUGAUAAAAGUGAUGAUGAAGAUUUUGAAGCAUCUAAUAGUAGUUGGAGUGAUGAUGAAGAAACAUUACAACUUGCAGAAAAAGAAGAUGGACGAGUAGAUCAUUCAAAAGAAAUUGCUGAGUUGGAGGCUGAAAAUGAAAUGAGCAUUGAACAGCUAUUGGCAAAAUAUAAAGUUCAGUUACCAAAUAAUAAAGAGUCUGAUGCUGAUGAAAGUAGUCAUGAUUCUGAUCAUAGCAAAGAAGAAAAGGGUUCUAAGGAUAUUGGCUUAAAAUAUCUGUUGCGAAAAUCUCCUAAUAAGAUGGUCAAUGGUACGAGUGAUUGUAAUGCAGAUAAAGAAAUAAAUGAUGUUACAGCUUUGGCUGAAAGUAUUCAACCUAAAGGAAAUACAUUAUCUUCUACUAGUGUGGUCACUAAAGUUCCAUUUUUAUUAAGAAAUACUCUUCGUGAGUAUCAACAUAUAGGCCUUGAUUGGUUAGUUACAAUGUAUGAACAAAAUUUGAAUGGUAUCUUAGCUGAUGAAAUGGGUCUUGGUAAAACUAUUCAGACAAUUGCUUUAUUAGCUCAUCUAGCUUGUGAAAAAGAAGAUUGGGGUCCUCAUUUAAUUGUAGUUCCUACUUCUGUUAUGCUUAACUGGGAAAUGGAAAUAAAAAAGUGGUGUCCGAGCUUCAAAAUAUUGACUUAUUAUGGUUCUGUUAAAGAAAGGAAAAAUAAGAGAAUUGGUUGGACAAAACCUAAUACCUUCCAUAUUUGUAUAACAUCAUACAAGUUAGUAAUAACAGAUCAUCAAAGUUUUCGCAGAAAAAAAUGGAAAUAUUUGAUCCUCGAUGAGGCCCAAAAUAUUAAGAAUUUUAAAUCUCAACGAUGGCAACUCUUACUGAAUUUCCAGUCUGAAAGAAGACUGCUUUUAACAGGAACACCUUUGCAAAAUAAUCUAAUGGAAUUAUGGUCAUUGAUGCACUUUUUAAUGCCAAACUUGUUUGCAUCUCAUCGUGAGUUUAAGGAAUGGUUUUCUAACCCAGUGACUGGAAUGAUUGAAGGAAAUGCAGAGUAUAAUGAAACCAUUAUUAAAAAAUUACACAAAGUUCUAAGACCCUUUAUUCUUCGAAGAUUAAAGUGUGAAGUUGAAAAACAAUUACCAAAAAAGUAUGAGCAUAUUAUUAUGUGCAGAUUAUCUAAGCGCCAGCGUUAUCUUUAUGAUGACUUCAUGUCUCGAGCUAAAACGAAAGAAACACUUGCUAGUGGAAACAUGUUAAGUGUAAUUAAUGUACUUAUGCAACUUAGAAAGGUUUGUAAUCAUCCAAAUAUGUUUGAACCUCGUCCAACUAUCUCUCCAUUUCAAAUGGAAGCACUUACAUUCGCAGUACCUCGUUUGGUAUUUAAUUUGAUAAAAUAUGACCCCAUGAAUAAAAUUGAUUUAAGAUCAGUAAAUUUAUUAUUUACUCACUUAGAAGAAAUAAUGAGUGCAUGGGCUGCUCACCGUUUAAAGCGUUACCAAUUACCAGAAUGUAUAUUUGAACAGUAUGAUGCUUUACCUGAUACACCUAUAAAACUUCCUAAAAUUAAAAUUAAUUUUAAUAUGAAGUUGCCUAAAAACUUAGAUAUAAUUUCAAAGAUCAAUCAAUGUAUUCCACGUAAUAAAUUAGUAAAUGUGAGGCUUAAACACAAUUUACCAAUUGUGAAGUUUUUAGCAGAAAAAGGAAUCAAAGAUUUAAAAUUGAAAUCUGUCGGCAGCAAUAUAUCAAGAAGUCCAGCUUUUACAAAUAUGUUAUCCUUAACUCCUAAAUUUAAACAAUUAAAUCAAUACAUUCAAAAUAAGAAGAGUGAACCUAAUUUGUUAAAUAAUCGAACAAAAAUUAUAAACAAUGUGCCAAGAAAUGAAUUGUUCACUUCAACUCCUAAAUUUAAUGGAUCAAACGAAGGUUAUUCAAAUCCUUCUACAAAUCUUAAUAAUCAUGUUGCAAAUGAGGAAGACAAAAACAAUAAAAAUUAUAAUUUAACUAAGUCAAAAUCUCAUAAUCAGCAUAAACCUCAGGCCAUAUCUUCUGGAGUGUUGAAUAAAGAAUUAAGUGAUGAUAUAAUUUUUCACAUACCAAAUUUAGAAGAAAGACGACAUUUAAGAAAACAAGCAAAAAUUAAAAAUUUAGCGCUCAUAAAUAAUAAAAGAAUAGAUGGUGCUACUAAUGUUGUUUAUGGACAAGACUUAAGAGAUUUUAUAAGAUUUGAUGUAUUUUCUGGUCAUGUUGGUUGUUCAGAUUCAGUUGAAAGAAACCCUUGGUUAUGGCUUGGCUCAAACAAUGUUCUAUCUGUUAUUGCUCAAUAUUCUGCUCAUAUACAGCGUAUGUCUUAUAUGACAGCAGUAGCUUUAUCAGAAUCUGUUAAAUCUGUAGAUAGUAGAAUGAAAGAAAUGCUUGAUUCCUUUGAACAAUUUAUAGCAUAUGUACCAGCCGUUCAAGGAAGAACUCCAAAGACAGAAUUUCAGUUUCUCCAAAAUAAUUCUUCGUUAUUAGAAAAAAAUUUAAAACCAACCUUAAAUGCUCUGCAUCCCAUAAUUUCAGCCAUGAGUGUUUUAUUUCCUGAUCAAAGAUUAAUACAAUACGAUUGUGGUAAAUUACAAUCUCUCGAUUAUUUAUUACGAGAACUAAAAGCUGGUCAUCAUCGAGUAUUAAUUUUUACUCAAAUGACAAAAAUGUUGGAUAUUUUAGAAGCAUUUCUCAAUUAUCAUGGCUAUAUAUAUUUAAGAUUAGAUGGUACAACUAAAGUGGAAACGAGACAGCUUUUAAUGGAAAGAUUUAAUGCAGACAAAAGGUAUUUCUGUUUUAUUUUAUCAACACGGUCUGGUGGUGUAGGCAUCAAUUUAACUGGAGCAGAUACUGUGAUAUUUUAUGAUAGUGAUUGGAAUCCAACAAUGGAUGCUCAAGCUCAAGAUCGCUGUCAUCGUAUUGGUCAAACACGCGAUGUUCAUAUUUACAGAUUAAUAAGUGAAAAAACAAUUGAAGAGAAUAUUCUUAAAAAAGCAAACCAAAAAAGAUUAUUAGGUGAUUUGGCAAUAGAAGGUGGUAAUUUUACUGCUUCUUUUUUUAAGUCUACUACAAUUCAAGACCUUUUUGAAGUUAAUACUACUGAUGAAAAGAGAAGUGUUCAUAUAUUGGAGUCAGAAUUUUUACAUCCUCAAAAUACAAGUGACGGAGACAGAAAUGCCAUUAAUAUUUUUGAAUCUGCGCUUGCUGCUGCAGAAGAUGAAACUGAUGUUGUAGCUGCUAAAACUGCAAAAGAAGAAGCAGUUGCUGAUUUAGCAGAGUUUGAUGAAGCAAUUCCUAUAGAUGAUCAAACCGAUGUUAAACUUAGCAAAGCUGAUAUGGAAGUUCAAGCAUUAGAAAAACAGCUAUCGUGUAUUGAAAAAUGGGCUAUAAGACUUAUGGAAAAUAAUGAAAUGGAUUGGGCUACUAAACAAGUAGCAGCUGCUGAAGCAGAAUUGGAACAACAAAAACAAGAAUGGAAAGUAGAACAACAGCAAGCAGCGAAAUGUACUGAAGAAAGAAUGAAACAGAAGCGUAAGCUUCCAGAUUCUGAUGAUGGGGAAGAUGAUGGCGAGGAUUUGACUUUCAUCAAUAAAUUUCAGAUUGUUUACCCUAAUCUCGGCUCCAAAAAAUCUGAUGUACCAAAGCAUUUAAUUAUUGGACCAUGGUCAGGAGAAACUGAGUUCUAUCAUGAUCCAUUAUACUUCAAUCAGUAUUCUAAUAUACCAAUGACAGAAGCUCAACUACCUCCUUUGCCAUCUGCUCGAAAACGCCCAAGGACUGAUGCCACAUUUAUAAACAAUCGAUCAUGUUUACCUGGUUCAUUAUCCUCUAGUACUAAAUCAAUGUAUGGAACACGUGAUAAUAGUGCUGGUGAAUGGAGAAUCAAUGAAAAUAUUUUUCCACAUUUGCCUCGAUCAAUGUUUGAUCGAGCCUCUGGCGCAUUACUUAAAAUGCGUAAUGAUAUACGUAUUCAGCGAUACCGAGGUAUUAAUAGACCAAUGACAAUGACAUUGGCUAGUUUGAAACCACCUUUACCAGCUAGACCUGUUCCAGAACCGCCUCAUGUACCAGAUUGGCUCAUACAUGAAGACUAUGCACUUUUGCAAGCUGUACAAAGAGUACAAGAAAUGACAUUAAAUUUAGUGAUAUUAUGUCCAGCUCAUACACCUAACUGGGAUUUAGUAUCUGAGCUAGUUAAUAUGAUGUCUCGUGUUUAUAGAUCUCCCAAACAAUGUAAAAACAGGUAUGAGUCAGUGAUAGUAGCUCGAGAAGAAGGCCGUAUGUUACAGGAACAAUUACUCAAAAAACAGAAAAAAAAAAUGAAUCGAGGAUUACGUACAUCACAAAUAUAUACAACAGAUGAAAAUCGUACAUAUACUCAGUUACUUAUUACUCGUUUUAAUGGAUUAUUAUCAGUAGCUGCUAAACGACAACCUUUGUGCCGAACAAAUAGUCAAUCUGUACCUAGCCAAUCAGCUAAUACUCCUUUAAUUCCAAAUGCAAGCCAUAUUGCAAUAUUAAAGGAAAAUUAUGAUGUAGACUAUAAUGUACCUUUGGGUCCAAUGCAAGUAAUUAGUCGUCGUACUGAUCGUAUGAUCCGUGAAAAACAACAGCAACAACAACUAGUUGAACCUGCAACAUUAAGAGUACAACAGCCACCACCAACUGUAAAAUCUAUUCAGCUUCCAAAUACCUUGCCACCAACUCAAACUGCCAGUCCAACACCAGUUCGACCUUCACCUACAACCCAACAUCGUAUUAUUAUGAGUUCAUCUUCUUCUAUUGUCCAAGAACCAAAUGUGCAAAAUAUACCACAAGCUAGUCCUAAAGUGGUUCCGAUGUCAGUACAUUACUCCGCUGCUGUUCAACGGGCAUUAAAUUUCACCCAAGCUUCCAUUGUUACUCAAGCUUCAUCAACAACUGGAAAAGUAGUUACUACUAUGAACAAAGCUAUUACUCAAUCUCAGAUUCAAAUGUAUCGCCAACAGCAACAAAAUAUAGCUAGACAGCAACAAGUCAAAAUGGUUAGUGCACGAGCAACUAAAACUUCUACUGCCAACAUCAUACCCGUCCAAACAUCUCAAACACCAACUACAGUUAAUGUCCGACCCAAAAAUACAAUUAAUACUAGGAAUAUAACUGACACCGAUGUAACAAAUUUCAUUAAAAGGCAUCAGUUAUUACAACAAAAACAAGCACAAGUUGUUACUGCGCAAUCAUCUAUCUCAUCGGCUGGACCGUCAAUAGUUAAAACAUCUGUGCAAAGUCUGAUGCUUUCAGCUGGAGGCAAAAAUACAAUUAGUGUUACUACAGCUACUAAAAAUAUAAAUCCACAACAACAACAAUUUAGACAACUUACACUUCAACAGCCAAUGUUAGCCCAUCGAAAAAUGCCCACUCAAAAAGUUACUCAAUUAGGUCAAGUUGUGGUGUCUGGUAAGACAGGUGUUCCAACACAACUGAUUGUUCAGUCUAAAGGAGUACCUGGUACUAUGACUAUGCAGCAAUUGCAAACUAUGAUGAAAAAUCAAAAUAUCCAAAAUGUUAGUGUUUCUGGUGCAAAUAUAACUGCAAUGCAAUCAAAUUCUAGCAGUGGUCAAGUUAUAUCUCAUGUUAUUGCCAAAAAUCAAGGACAGUCUUCAAGUAUUGGAUUAACCAGAGUUUUACCUGUAGUUACAACUCAAACUUCAUUAAAACAGGCAAUCCAGGUGGUGAAUCCAGUUCAAACAUUAAGGACUGCGUCUGGUGUUGGAAUUGAAACAGCGCGUUCAACAUUACAACCAUGUUCUUUAAGUAAUGUUUUCAAAACUACUGGUAACCAAGGUCAUUCUUCUAAUAUAUUAUCUCAGGUUGUAUUUCAACAAGGUCAGCAAAUGUCUGUUCGUCAAGGUCAAUUAAGAGUACAAACCUCAUCAGGCCAGGCAGGUUCAAUAGUUGCCGUAUCUAUGGCUCCUCAGCAACAACAACCAACUGUUUUGACAAUACCUUCUUCACCCAAUUCUCAUACUCCACGCACAACGUAAAUGACAAACAUUUAAUACGAAUUUGGAAAAAUAUUUUUAUUUUAUUUGAGUUUGGUUCAUAAAACCUACUGUUUUAUUUUAUUUUUUACCAUUAACAGACUAAUCAUUAGCAUUUUUUUGUUCUUUAUAAAAAUUGUUUCAAAAUAAAUUAUUGAUUUCAAUUGUAUGUAAAAGAAUAACACAUUUAACUAUUUAUGGUUUUAAU
This is a messenger RNA of Sipha flava (yellow sugarcane aphid), 7926 nucleotides long. RefSeq names its product helicase domino (gene dom). The transcript has 38 exons. Gene Ontology annotation, cellular component: Swr1 complex. The coding region runs from base 282 to 7721 and encodes 2479 amino acids. The record is from RefSeq and is a predicted model, not a curated record. Lineage: Eukaryota; Metazoa; Arthropoda; Insecta; Hemiptera; Aphididae. Gene Ontology annotation, molecular function: ATP hydrolysis activity; histone binding; ATP-dependent chromatin remodeler activity.